AUGGAUGUCAACUUCAUUGGAAAUGUAAGAAGUAUUGUAUUCGAAUCCAGCCUAGUGGUUUCUGAGGGUCAUUUAAAGGAGGUUUUAAAGAAACUUAGGCAUGAUUGCCAAGUGAUAUUUUCGGAGGGUUCACUGCCCUCCAUUCUUAAAAUUUUAGGAGAUCAUGGGCUAGAGGCAAGUAAACAUGUUUGUCUCCCUGUGUGGGGGAUGAAUUUUGACUAUAGUGAUGUGGGUAAAGUUAAGAGUUUAACACUCUACAACGAAUUUACAGCAUGGACAGAACUCAAUAAGUUCAAAGAUCUAGAAUCCUUGAAGAUAGAAUCGCCCAGAUAUGUUGAAGGCUCGUUAGGAUUAGAAUUACUCAACUUAAGAAUAGACGGAGGGACCCCCGACGUAAUUUCCCACAUCUUAACGGAACAUGUUCAACUUGAUCUUAUAAAAUCGAUGCUGCUCAAAGUACUUCCUACUAAUUGGCUAGAAUUCAGUACAAAACUAAAAGUUAUUGAAGAACUAGAGAUUGACGGUACAAUAAUGUACCUUCCCAAUAAAAAAGCUUUAAGGGAUCUCUUUUACAUCAAAGAUAUUCCAGAAACAGACUUUGAAUUGUUGAAACUAUACCCAUUAAGGACUCUCGGGUUCCAUCCCAAGGAUGGACAAUCAAAUCACCAUCCUUCCCACUAUCGGGAAUUGCUUAUUUCGAUUCCGUCGCUAUUAAAUGUGAUUAUUGGUCCAAAUCAUUUCAUGCUUAAAAAAGGUGAAUGGGUUUUACAAAAUGAACCUCUAAGCGUAACAGAAAAUUCGAUGAGAUUUUUAAAUAUUUGGACAUAA
Hemisphaericaspora subhashii is the source of this 828-nucleotide messenger RNA. RefSeq lists its product as uncharacterized. Lineage: Eukaryota; Fungi; Ascomycota; Pichiomycetes; Serinales; Debaryomycetaceae. The transcript has a single exon. The record is from RefSeq and is a predicted model, not a curated record. Bases 1 to 828 code for a protein of 275 amino acids.